Exserohilum turcica Et28A is the source of this 1887-nucleotide messenger RNA. RefSeq lists its product as uncharacterized. The record is from RefSeq and is a predicted model, not a curated record. Bases 155 to 1576 code for a protein of 473 amino acids. NCBI's taxonomy places the organism in Eukaryota, Fungi, Ascomycota, Dothideomycetes, Pleosporales, Pleosporaceae. The transcript is spliced from 2 exons.
CGACAAUGCCCCCGCCAGAUCACCAAGGAGGAGCGAGGAACCCAACGAGAGAACGAGGCUUCUCAACCACCCCAGGCCACCACCUCACUCGGAUGGCUAUCUCGACCCAGAUGACCCAGCUGUAUCGCCCUACAAUCUGUGGACGGUUCGGGCUAUGCGAUAUCUCACCAUCCUCUUCCUGAUCAUUAGCUUCUUAUGGUGGGUCCUCCUGCUGGUCUCCAUCUUCGUCUCGCCUCCUGGACUGCACACGCGCGGAUCGGGCUUCUUUGACUUUGCCUACACGUGCCUUACCAUUGGCAAUCUCCUCGUCGUUACCAUCUUCUUCAUUACACCAGCCAGGGGAUUGCGCAUCACCACAUCCAUCAUUGCAGGUCUCUUGGCUAUUGACAUGAUUCUCAUCCUGUCAAUUCCACGCAUAAGGCUCGAAGAGGGGUGGGUCGGCAUUGCAAGUGUCGUCUGGGCAUUCCUUAUGGCUGUCUGGUGCAUAUUGACUGAUCGCGUCGUGGCCUACGGCAAGCGCGAAGAAGAGGAGCGUCUUACUGGCCGCGCAGAAACACGCCGCACCUUGAAGGAAUGGGUCGCCGUUCUGCUUGCAACCAUUGUCACAGUUGUCUUUAUUGUUAUUGUGAUUCUCAUGACUGCCACCCUCGGUAUACGUGGCCGCGAUGCAACACUCAAGAUGGAAGGUGAGCGCAUUCUUGUGGAUGGAGACAAGUACGCUGUCCAUCUCGCCUGCAUGGGCAACGUGACCGAGACGCACGGCUCCAAAGACCCCACCAUCAUUCUCGAGGCCGGCGAGGAACCAUUGGAGUAUGACUUUGAGCACUGGGCAUAUGCAGCCUAUAAAAACGGCACCAUCUCUCGGUACUGCUACUGGGACCGCCCAGGCUAUGCCUUUUCCGACAACGCCCCCUCGCCACACUCGGCUGGCAUGUCUGCAGAUGCGCUUUCUGAAGCACUCGCUAGGUCUGGUGAAGAAGGCCCAUGGAUCCUCGUGUCAGCUGGUACUGGCAGUAUUGUCUCACGCAUCUUCAGCUCACGCCAUCUGAAGCAGGUCACUGGCAUCAUGAUGAUUGACCCUCUUCACGAGGACCUUCUCCACCGCAUCGGCAACCCCGGACGUGGUUUCUUGCUCUGGGCCUGGGGCAUCAUCUCGCCUCUAGGUACGGUCCGGCUGGCCGGCGCACUCUUCAAGGGCCGCACACGUGAAGAUCGCGUCUACGGCCGCAACGCCUACCAAUCCGGCAAGUUCAUCAAGGCGCAGCUCCAAGAAAACCUCGUCGCCGACAGCCUCACCAAGAACGAAGUAUCCGCAGCAAGAAACAUCCAAAGCACAAACACCCCGCUUGUCGUCAUCUCGAGCGGAAUCGAGGUCAGGAAGAACAGCGAGUGGGAACGUAAACAGCACGACUUGACCCGCCUGACAGACAACCUCGUUAGCUGGGACGUGGUCAACAACGCGCCGCAUCAGGUCUGGCAGACGCUCGAUGGCCGCACAGCCAUGGAAAAGCGUCUCAAGCAGCUCGUCAAAGCCUCCAUGAAAGUCAAAAUGGAAACUACCGAGAAGGAUGAGUAAAAGAAAAAAAGGUUUUCCUCGUGGAUAACAUUGCCAUGAAGAAUAUGAAAAUGAAAAAGGUGAGGCAUAGGAAAAAGGCACAAGGGAAAUUUGGAGACUUUGCCGGUUUGUGAGGAAAUUCGGUAUGCUGUUGCGCGGAUAGGCGUCUCUCUCUCUCUCUCUUUCUCUUUCACUUUUACCAACCUAGGAUUGAUUGUUUCUCCUUCGCAUACCCUGUUAUUGCUGCAUAUCUAGUCUAGUCUUUCUUUCUUCUUUUUUCUCAACGUCUUUUCUCGUAGUUCUCGUAGUUGUCUCUUCUUUUUUUUCUUUUU